AUGUCAACAAUCCAGAGUUUCAGACAGUUUAUCAACGAGAGGUUACACACUGCUGCUGAAGACAUAUUUGGAUGUUUUGAAGCGACUGUCGCAAAGUACGAGGAUGAGAUCGGUCGUCAGCGCAGACUGCUGGAUGUAACUUUGAAACCUGUAGUAAAGCUGCAGAGAAUAGAGCUCCCACAGCGACAUGUCUGUAUCAAGGAAGAGUUUCCUGCUGACCUGCUGGAGAGGAACCCCAGUCCAGACCAAGAGGAGCCAGAACCUCCACAGAUUAAGGAGCAGCAGGAGGAGCACUGCAUCGAGCUCCCAGAGCAACAUUUUAUUAUUGAGGACGAGUUUCCAUCUGACCAGCAGCUCUGGAACCUUGAGAGGAACCCCAGUCUGGACCAAGAGGAGCCAGAACCUCCACAGAUUAAAGAGCAGGAGGAGCACUGCAUUGGCCUGGAAGUAGAGCAGCUCGUGAUGAAGCAGAAGGCUCAAGAUAACGUUUUGUUGAAUCCUACUUUCAAGGAAAGUGACCACAGUGAACCAGAGACAAGUGACCACCAGCUUCUCUCUCACAGCUCAGCUCAGAGCCAAGAUCUCAAUGGACUCAAGCAUGGAAACUCAAAAUCAGUUAAAAAUGCAGAGCAGGCAUCAGAAAAGGGACAUCAUGUCAUCACAAGGGCAAAAGAAAGCACAAGUCCCAGUAACCUUGCAUGUAGCACUACCAUGUCAAAGAUUGUGCCGAAUAUCUGCAAGAGUAAUAAGGUUUUCCAGUGUGACACUUGUGGAAAAGUCUUUAAGUGGAAGUCACGAUUAAAUAGACAUUUGAGACUCCACACAGGGGAGAAACUGCAUUCUUGCGAAAAGUGUAGAAAAAGUUUCACAACUAGCACAAAUUUGAAGAGGCACGAGAGAACACACACGUGCGAGAAACCUUUUCCUUGCAUAACUUGUGGGAACAUUUUUACGCGUGUAAAUGACCUGCAGAUCCACAAGAGAACUCACAUGGGCGAGAAACCUUUUUCUUGCAAAACUUGUGGGAGAUGUUUUAGCCAUAAAAAGACCCUGCAGAUCCACGAGAGAACACACACGGGUGAGAAACCUUUUAUUUGCAAAACUUGUGGGAGAAGUUUUAGCUUGAGAACUUCCCUGCUGGACCACGAGAGAACACACACGGGCGAGAAGCCUUUCUCUUGCAAAACUUGUGGGAGAAGUUUUAGCCAGAGAAAUACCCUGAAGAGACACGAGAGAACACAUACGGGCGAGAAACCUUUUACUUGCAAAACUUGUGGGAGAAGUUUUAGCCAGAGAAAUACCCUGCAGGUCCACGAGAGAAUACACACGGGGGAGCAGCCUUUCUCUUGCAAAACUUGUGGGAAAAGUUUUUCACGUGGAUGUAGGUUGAAUGUCCACAUGAGAAGCCAUAAAGGGGAGGAGUCAUAUCCAUGUACAACUUGUGGGGAAAGAUUUGUGAACAAAUCCCUUCUAACAAAACAUUUGAUCACCCACACAUUGCAAAACUGAUAUGUUUUUUUAAAUGUUGGAAAGAUCUCUGUCUACCCAGUUUAUACAAACUCCACAGGAGAAUACAUCCAGUUGAGAAGCCACACGAGAGGGAUAUGAUUUGCUCAAGCGUUGUCAAAGAAGUUGUUACUUAAUUAUUGAUUCAUUAAUUAGUGAUACAACACAGGGGAGAAACUGCAUUCUUGCGAAAAGUGUAGAAAAAGUUUCACAACUAGCACAAAUUUGAAGAUCCACGAGAGAACACACACGGGGGAGAAACCUUUAAUUUGCAAAACUCGUGGGAGAAGUUUUAGCGAGAGAAAUGCCCUGAAGAGACAAGAGAGAACGCACAUCGGGGGAGAAGCCUUUCUCUUGCAAAACUUGUGCGAAAGUUUUACAUGUGGAUGUAGGUUGAAAGUCCACAUGAGAAGCCAUAAAGGGGAGGAGUCAUAUCUAUGUACAACUUGUGGGGAAAGAAUUUUGAGCAAAUCCCUCCUAACACGACAUUUGAUCACCCACACAUUGCAAAUCUGAUAUUUUUGUAAAAUGUUGGAAAGAUCUCUGUCUACCCAGUUUAUACAAAGUUUACAGGAGAAAUCCUCCAGUUGAGAAGCCACGCCAUGGCAACACGAGAGGGAUAAGAUUUGCUCAAGCGUUGACAAAGAAGUUGUUACUUUAUUAUUGAUUCAUUAAUUAGUGAUACAACAGUUAGCAAAAACGACACGGGAAAUGUUUCCAUGGGACCAAAAAAGUGAUGAACCUUGUUGUAGUUCAAUGUUUUAUGAAGUUCCAUCACCACUGAUUAGUAGCAGACUUCAAUAACUUCACAAAGCAUUGAACUACAGCCAAGUUCCUCACUUACAUCUACACAAUAGAGAUUAUCUACAUUUGCAUUAACUGCAUCUCUGCAACUGAAUGUGGAAAAUAUCCCAUUGAGGAGACAUCACAAUAUCUUUGAUGGUCAACAACAUUUGCUGAAGUGCCCACGUUUACGUUCUUCAUGUGACUGUCAUUGAUAUUUACAUCUGCAAAGGAAGUGAUGUUUUCACGUUUCAUGUCUCUUUGUUUAUUCAUGUGUCAGCACUUUAUACCAAAUGGUGCAGGAAGGGGACGGGGGUGAGAGCAAUGUAUUGGGUUAAAGUGGCAUAUCCAGGAUAUUUUCUAAUCACUGAAUGUUGAAAGAUGUCAAUAUGUGUCAGGAAAGACUGUGGAUCGAAAUGUAAAAAUCUGAAAUAUUUGUGGUUCAGAGAUUUAUAAGAACACAGUAUGUGGUGCAGAUUAACAGAUGACUUCCCUUUUUCUUUUCUCUUUCUUUAACAAAGAAGAAAAUAUGUUGUUAAUGUGUACACAGUCCUAAAUGACUGUCACUGUAAAUGGUUAUUCUUUUG
This is a messenger RNA of Limanda limanda (common dab), 2876 nucleotides long. Its product is annotated as zinc finger protein OZF-like. The transcript has 3 exons. NCBI's taxonomy places the organism in Eukaryota, Metazoa, Chordata, Actinopteri, Pleuronectiformes, Pleuronectidae. The record is from RefSeq and is a predicted model, not a curated record. Bases 1 to 1509 code for a protein of 502 amino acids. Gene Ontology annotation, biological process: regulation of cytokine production; negative regulation of transcription by RNA polymerase II; regulation of immune system process.